Messenger RNA from Oenanthe melanoleuca, 709 nucleotides. RefSeq names its product histone H2A.J. The coding region runs from base 81 to 470 and encodes 129 amino acids. The record is from RefSeq and is a predicted model, not a curated record. Gene Ontology annotation, molecular function: protein heterodimerization activity; structural constituent of chromatin; DNA binding. The transcript has a single exon. Gene Ontology annotation, cellular component: nucleosome. NCBI's taxonomy places the organism in Eukaryota, Metazoa, Chordata, Aves, Passeriformes, Muscicapidae.
AGGGCCGGGCGGUUGCGUCACUACGAUUGUCUCAAUUUCCAGCUGUUUGUCGGGACUGUGCUGCAUCCAGAGCUUCCAGCAUGUCCGGCCGUGGGAAGCAGGGAGGCAAAGUCCGAGCUAAGGCCAAGUCGCGCUCGUCGCGGGCCGGGCUGCAGUUCCCCGUGGGCCGCGUUCAUCGUCUUCUCCGUAAAGGUAACUACGCGGAGCGGGUGGGUGCCGGAGCUCCCGUCUACAUGGCGGCCGUGCUGGAGUACCUGACGGCCGAGAUCCUGGAGCUGGCGGGCAACGCGGCCCGCGACAACAAGAAGACGCGCAUCAUCCCCCGCCACCUGCAGCUCGCCAUCCGCAACGACGAGGAGCUCAACAAGCUGCUGGGCAAGGUGACGAUCGCGCAGGGCGGCGUGCUGCCCAACAUCCAGGCCGUGCUGCUGCCCAAGAAGACCGAGAGCCAUAAAGCUAAAAGCAAAUAAACUCGGCGGGUCAAGCUACUCUUAAGACUUCCGCGGCGUAACAUUUUAUAACCAAAGGCUCUUUUCAGAGCCACCCACCUAGUCAGAAAAGAGUUGUGUUGCUUUUUUUUAUUACCGUGCUCUGGUACCGAAUUUUCAAAAAUACUCGAUUUAACUCGAACUUUUAUUUUCAGACCUCGUUUCUACUACAGAGUGCCGGUGCGUUUACUUUCUAACCUGUGUUUAUAAAUGAAUGCUAA